GGAAAGUUUUGCUCUUUUUCAUUCUGGACACGCGAAUGUGCGGCUCCGGCUGUUUACAAGUCUGUGUCCUCUUGGUUGAUUUUUCAGUUUAUUGGAAGAAUUUGUGCGGAUAGAACGCAGAAUCAGUUCGGACGGGGUACAGAAUUGGACUUGAAGCGCUAUCAAGCAUGACGUCACCGUUUUCGAGGUUAAUUUCGGUGCUUUUCGUGUUUUGUGCGAUUUGUCACCAAUGCAGCGCACUUCCAGUACCAGAGGACUCUAAACACGUGGUCCGAAGGCGUGCCACCACCGGAUCUGGAUCAGUCGCAGCGUUUAUCGAGAGUGGACGGAUGGUCAACGAUUACGUGUGGGUUGAUGUGACGACGAAGAAGUUUGUGCCCUUGCCGGGAAAUGAUCUGGAGUUUGGGGAUUGUGUGGACGAUUCGGACGACGAGCUGAUCUAUUUUGACAAUACGGUUAUUGAGAAUUCCGGACCGAGCACGCUGAACGGGACACUUGAGAUCUACAUCGACGCACCGUUGAACAUAACCUGCGUGCGGGUGAUUGACCAGAUCCGGGACGGUACCGGUGGCGUGCCGUCCUUCAACUCGUUGGGCACCAACUGGGCAAAGAUCGACGUGGCCGGCCAGUACGGCAAGGGCUUCCACUUUCACAUCUACGUGUACGGCAUCCGGGUGAAGCGAAUCAACCCUGACAAGGACAAGGAGCGCGACCAAUCGAAGGACAGUCAGUCGAACCUGGUUUAAAGGGCGGGUUUGGUGGAUUUGCGGGAGGGACGCGGUAUUGCUUUAGAACUGUACAAAUGAAUGUCGAAUAAUAAUAGCUGUUAAUUUUA
Molecule: messenger RNA, 835 nt
Organism: Culex pipiens pallens (northern house mosquito)
Lineage: Eukaryota; Metazoa; Arthropoda; Insecta; Diptera; Culicidae
Exons: 2
Coding region: 168-746 (192 amino acids)
Source: RefSeq, a predicted model, not a curated record